Molecule: messenger RNA, 1737 nt
Organism: Exophiala oligosperma
Lineage: Eukaryota; Fungi; Ascomycota; Eurotiomycetes; Chaetothyriales; Herpotrichiellaceae
Exons: 2
Coding region: 1-1737 (578 amino acids)
Biological process (GO): carbohydrate transport; transmembrane transport
Cellular component (GO): membrane
Molecular function (GO): carbohydrate:proton symporter activity
Source: RefSeq, a predicted model, not a curated record
AUGGGUGGAGGAAGUCAGCCCAUGGGGCUCGGCUACUGGAAGGAUGCCAUGAAGAAUACCCCCAAGGAGGUGCUGAACUACAACCUCGCUUACGCGGUCUUGUGCUUUGGUUUGAUGGGAACGGCUCGUGGACUAGAUGAAGGCCUGGUCUCAGGCACCAUUUCGCAGAAGAGCUUCAUCAGCGAAUAUGGCCUGACCGUGCUCGAGGACAAGUCCAACGCCGCUGCUGUAGCUCAGAAGACUGGCAACAUCGCAGCUAUGGUCCAGAUCGGCAGCGUGGCCGGCGCCUUGCUGGCAUUCAUUGUCAGUGACCGAAUUGGUCGUAUUUGGGCCACGCGCCAGCUCACCCUCGUCUGGAUCAUUGGAACGGUUGUUUAUGUAACCGCCAAGGGCAACUAUGGCCAAAUUUUGGCAGGCCGCUUUGUCAUGGGACUCGGUAUCGGCCAGACCACAGUCGUGGCUCCAACGUCAGUGGUUUGCACUCUUCCCAGGAUCCUCAAAACUGACCUUCCUACAGCUAUUUGGCUGAGAUUGCUCCUCGCUCGAUUCGUGGACUUUGCAUCUGUAUUUUCUCGGGUUCUGUGUACCUGGGCAUUAUGCUUGGCUACUUCGCCAAUUGAGGGACUUCUUUGCAUAUUGCCAGUUCCAGCGCGCCAGUGGUUCAUUCCGAACAUGAUGCAUAUCAUAUUUGCGGGCGUCAUCUUCAUCGCGAGCUUCUUUGCCCUGGAAUCGCCCCGUUAUCUCUGCAGGAAGGGGGACUUUGAAGGCGCUGCACUUGUCAUGACGAAGCUGAGGAACCUACCCUCCGAUCACGUCUACGUGCAGGCCGAACUGAUUGAUAUCAAGGAUCAACUUGAGCGCGAAAGGGAAGCAACCCUGGGAUCUGCAUGGUUCGGUCCUCUAAAAGAGCUAGUCCUCAUUAAGUCGAAUCUCUAUCGAUUCAUGCUCGGUUUCGCGGCGCAAGUGUUGGGUCAGUGGUCUGGAGGCGGAUUCAUCACCAUCUACGCCCCUCAAUUCUUCACCAUCCUCGGAACCACAGGCCAGUCGGAGAAGCUCUUUGCCACCGCCGUCUUUGGCGUGGUCAAGUUUGCUUCGGCCCUCAUCUGUGCCUUUUUCCUCGUCGAUUUCCUCGGCAGGAAGCGCGCACUGGGAGCCGGCAUCACCCUUCAAUUGGUCUCGGUUCUCUACGCUGCCAUCUUCCUGACCGCGGUACCGCAAAUUACGAAGGUCGACACUAAAACUGGCGCCACCGUCCCACUCACGGGUGCGGCUCACCACGCGGCGACAGGCGCCAUCGUAUUUAUCUACUUCUCGGGUGUCGCCUGGGCGCUUGGGUGGAAUUCCAUUCAAGACUUGAUUGGUGCCGAGAUUUUCCCUCUGCGCGUCCGUUCCUUGGCCAACUCGUUGAUUAUGUGCAUUCACUUCGUCAACCAGUAUGGCAGCUCCAAGGCCGUCCCGCUGAUGUUGUUACCCGGAUCCCUCGCCCCGAGUGGAACGUUCUGGUUUUUCAGCGCCGUCACCUGGCUUGGGCUGGUAUGGGUGUGGUUCUUCUUGCCAGAGACGGCUGGCAAGUCAUUGGAGUCAAUGGACGAGAAGUUCUCUCUACCUUGGUAUCUGAUCGGGCGCAAGGGUGCAGAAAUGUCCAGGGGCCGUGGUGCGGUCGCUGAAGCUACGGAGAACGGUGGCGAUUUGGACAAAAUUUCUGCCGUCCAAGCCGAACAUGCGGGUGCCCUUUGA